AUGAUGAGGCAGGUACCGCAAUGGGGCAAGGACAUGACGAGCUCGCUUGCCUUUGCCCCGUGUUCACAUUCAUUGUUCCAACCCCCCCUGUUCACCCUUGCUCGCCGUUUCAACCUUCACCCCACCCCUCAACCUUCACCUCCCACCCUUCACCUCUCGCCCUUUGCCUCUCGCCCUUUGCCUCCUGCCUGCCACCCCUCCCUUCCUUUUUCUCAGUACCCACCCGCCAACAGCACCAGCACAAGGGUGAGCAUGAGGAGGGGUGAGCAUGAGGACGUGAAUGGGCCCAACAAGCCAUGGACAGGCUCAGCGAGCAUCGAACGGGUCCAGCGAGCACCUGAACAGGCUCAACAAGCACCCGAACAGGCACAGCCAGUGACAAACAAGCCCAACGAGCAGCGAAGGGACAAAUGGGCCCAGCGAGGGAUGAAUGAGCCCAACGAGGGAUGA
Messenger RNA from Cyclocybe aegerita, 450 nucleotides. The record is from the annotation of a GenBank genome assembly. Lineage: Eukaryota; Fungi; Basidiomycota; Agaricomycetes; Agaricales; Hemipholiotaceae.